UCAUGUAUCCAGGUCUGAAGUGUAUGAUCCUCGCGGAGGUUCGGCUGUUUGAAGCUCUUGUGUGGAGCACGGUUCUGUCUCUCGCAGUGGUUUCUCCUCCGGCUGUGUGUGAAGCGCACAGUACAGUGGUCUGGAGAGAGAGGGAGGGUCAACAUGGCGUCGGAGCAGGAAAUCCCAAAUGCACCGGUGAAGAAGUCUAUGAGGGAGAAGGCUAUCGAGCGCAGAUCAGUUAAUAAAGAGCACAACAGUAAUUUUAGGGCCGGAUAUAUUCCGAUUGAAGAGGAGAGACUUCACAAAACAGGACUGAGGGGUCGCAAGGGCAUCAUUGCCAUUGGCAUAAUCAUCCUACUUUUUCUGCUUGCGCUCAUCAACCUCAUUAUAACGCUGGUGAUAUGGACAGUGAUACGGAUAGGUCCUGGAGGUUGUGAAAGUAUGGAGUUUCAUGAGAGUGGACUGCUACGCUUCAAACAGAAGGCCGAUAUGGGCGUGGUCCAUCCACUACACAAAAGCACAGUGGGCGGCAGGAAGGACCAGGACCUUGUCAUCACUGGCAACAAUAACCCAGUGGUGUUCCAGCAGGGCAACACCAAGCUGAGCGUAGAGGAAGAUAAGACGUCUAUCGUCAGCGACUUAGGCAUCUCCUUCACUGACCCCCGCACUCAGAAGACUUUCUUUAGCACUGACUUUGACACCCACGAGUUCCACCUGCCCAAAGAGGUCAAGGUUCUCAACGUGAAGAAAGCCUCUACUGAGAGAAUCACCAGCAAUGCAUCAUCUGACCUCACUAUCAAAGGUGAUGGUAAGGCCAUUAUUCGUGGCAACGAGGGAGUUUACAUCAUGGGUAAAACUGUGGAGUUCAGCAUGGGUGGGGACAUUGAGCUAAAAGCAGAAAACAGCAUUAUUCUGAAUGGCUCAGUGAUGUUCAGUCCUUCACGUAUACCGAACUCCUCUUUAGGGGGAGACCUGUACUUCAAUGAAGGGCUGGAGAGGUAUAAACUUUGCAUGUGUGCAGACGGGACGCUAUUCAGAGUGCAGGUCAAAUACCCCAACAUGGGCUGCCAAACAUCCGACAAUCCGUGUGGAACAGCAAAAUAAUGAAAGAGAAAGGAAUACUACUGGAAAACACAUACACUUGCUCAUUAAUGCCUUCAUUUGAAUAUUUAGUGUGAACUGCCAAAAAUACAAAGAUGGUAAUACUUAGUUUUUUAUUUUCCGAAAAACUGGACAAUAAUUAUAAUAUUAGUGUAUACACAUGCAAUACACAAAAAUGCACACUAUCCACCCCUCACACUCCCACCCACUAGGACAGAUUUUUCUACACACCCACUCAGCUUUAUUAGAGUUCUAAGAACACACACACACACAUACACGCAUACUUCUGUGAUGAUAAUGGCUCCCAUAUAACCAUAAAUCCGAAUCAGCACAAACAGUACCGUUUUCUUUUAUGGCCGAGAGCUCUCUGUGCAUUGUCAUUGGCUCACCUCAGUGUUUUACAGCCUUUAAGCUUCCUGCUUUCAGCCUUCACUGCAUGCGCUUUUUAUAUUGUAUUGUAGCAGAGUAAUUGAGUCCAGUGAUUUUCUGAGCAAUAUUAUUACCCUCUUUUACUAUCCCCUCCUGUCAUUAAUAACCAUCAAAUGGGCACAUAAAAAGAGGGGUGUUGUUUGACUGAUACAAGUGUUAAAAUAGUUGGUCUGUUAUAAACCUUCUCCAUUCUUUGGUAUGGAAGACUAGUUCUAAAUGGCCAAUGUGACUUUAGAAAAGGGGAUUUAAAGUGGCAAAUAUUAUUAAACAGCUCAGAUGUCAUUAAGAUUUUUUCAGGGUUGGUUUUUAUAACACAAAUGUUUACUUGGUCAUGAUUUUAGCCUUUUGCUUUUCCUUUUUUUUUUUUUUUUGUAAUAACCUCUAUCUUCACUGAGGCAGGAUCAGCACAGCAACUGGCUUUAAGCUGCAUUUUAUAUAAGUAACACUGUAAGUCUGAUCCUGAAACAGUGGAUAGUGAUGCAUCACCUCUGGAACAUAUUUUCAAGGCUUGUAUUAUAGUACCCAAUCACCUUCUCUUGAGUGCUAUGGACUAAUGAGAAAUUACUAAUGAAACAUUCAGAGGUGUGUACCAGUAUGAUAUCUUUUAAUAAGAUAAAAACAGGAAACUUGUAUGAUAUAUAAUUGAGUUACCGGAGUGUGAUAUUUUGUGCAAUAUAACCUUCUUGGCCUGGUUCAUCUGGGUACAUGUGUGGUAUUUAUUGUUGUUUCUGAACACAGUAUUAUUGUGAUGUCCAAACUAAAAAUCUUAAGAGACUGUCAGAUGUGGCUUUCUUUUCAGCCCUAUUAUGGAUUAGUCUGUUAAUCUGAAACCAUCUGAUCAUCUGUGGUUAUAGAUCUUUUCAACAUUGUCAGAAGGGAAGUCACAAAAAAAAUGCUUUCAUAUUGCAGUGUUUUUGUUAAUAAAUGCAAAUGCGGUUUUGAUUGAAAAAAA
Molecule: messenger RNA, 2473 nt
Organism: Cyprinus carpio (common carp)
Lineage: Eukaryota; Metazoa; Chordata; Actinopteri; Cypriniformes; Cyprinidae
Product: beta-sarcoglycan-like
Biological process (GO): muscle organ development
Cellular component (GO): sarcolemma; sarcoglycan complex
Source: RefSeq, a predicted model, not a curated record